Molecule: messenger RNA, 2123 nt
Organism: Otolemur garnettii (small-eared galago)
Lineage: Eukaryota; Metazoa; Chordata; Mammalia; Primates; Galagidae
Gene: POFUT4
Product: fucosyltransferase 11
Exons: 3
Coding region: 74-1549 (491 amino acids)
Cellular component (GO): Golgi membrane
Molecular function (GO): alpha-(1->3)-fucosyltransferase activity
Source: RefSeq, a predicted model, not a curated record
GACCUCGUUCGGUCACGACUCGCCGCGGGGCGGGACUUGUGCUGUCCAAAGGGCGCUGGCUGCCAGAGUGGACAUGGCGGCCGGCCCUACCAGGGCCGUGCUGGCCGCCCUGGGGGUGCUCAGUGUCUGUGCUGCCAGCAAUUCUGGGCCCGUGGCGGAGCGGGAGGCCGACGGGGAGGCGGAGUGGGCGGAACCGUGGGACGGCGCGGUUUUCCGGCCGCCCUCGGCGUUGGGCGCGGUGGGGGUAGUGCGCAAUCUCGGGACCCCGGGGAGGGAGGAGACAGGGGACUUGCCGGUACUGCUGUGGUGGAGCCCGGGGCUGUUUCCCCACUUCCCCGGAGACUCGGAGCGCAUCGAGUGUGCGCGCGGCGCGUGCGUGGCGUCCCGGGACCGACGGCUGCGGAGAGACUCGCGGACGCGCGCACUGCUCUUCUACGGCACCGACUUCCGAGCGUCUGACGCACCUCUGCCGCGCCUGGCACACCAGAGCUGGGCGCUUCUGCACGAGGAGUCGCCCCUCAACAACUUCUUGCUGAGCCAUGGCACGGGCAUCCGCCUCUUCAAUCUUACUUCCACCUUCAGCCGGCACUCGGACUACCCCCUGCCGCUGCAGUGGUUGCCAGGGGCCGGCUAUCUGCGCAGCUCUGCGCCUCCGCUCCAGGAGCGCGCAGAGUGGCGCCGCCGGGGCUACGCGCCGCUACUAUAUCUGCAGUCCCACUGCGACGUGCCUGCGGACCGGGACCGCUAUGUGCGGGAGCUCAUGCGCUACAUCCCGGUGGACUCAUACGGGAAAUGUCUGCAGAAUCGGGAGCUGCCCUCUGCGCGCUUACAGGACACGGCCACGGCCACCACCGAGGAUCCAGAGCUCUUGGCCUUCUUGUCCCGCUAUAAAUUCCAUUUGGCCCUUGAAAAUGCCAUCUGUAACGACUACAUGACGGAAAAACUGUGGCGCCCCAUGCAUCUGGGUGCUGUGCCUGUGUACCGGGGCUCUCCCAGUGUGAGGGACUGGAUGCCCAACAAUCAGUCUAUCAUACUUAUUGAUGACUUUGAGUCUCCUCAGAAGCUGGCAGAAUUUAUUGACUUUCUGGAUAAGAACGAUGAGGAAUAUAUGAAAUACCUGGUGUACAAACAACCUGGGGGUAUCACCAACCAGUUCCUUCUGGAUAGCCUGAAGCACCGAGAGUGGGGAGUGAAUGAUCCUUUACUGCCUAACUACCUCAAUGGCUUCGAGUGUUUUGUUUGUGACCACGAACUGGCUCGUCUGGAUGCCGAGAAAGCACAUGCAGCCUCUCCUGGGGACAUCCCUUUGCCUGAGCCUCGCAUUGCCCAGCCCUCACACAUGGACUGUCCAAUGCCUAUGCCUGGCUUUGGCAAUAUGGAAGAGAUUCCUGAGAAUGACAGCUGGAAGGAGAUGUGGCUGCAAGAUUAUUGGCAAGGUCUGGACCAGGGGGAAGCUCUCACUGCUAUGAUGUAUAACAAUGAAACACAGCAAAGUAAAUUUUGGGAUUACCUACAUGAGAUCUUCAUGAAAAAGAACCAAAAUCUCUAAUUGCCCUUGCACAAUUCUUUAAUUUAGUAGAGCAAAGGAGAUCUUGUUCUGCCAUGGAACAUAAGGAUAUCCACUGCACAGACUCUUAAUAAAUGUUAUCUUUUCAUGGAUUCAGGAAGUUCCGGUUACAUCCACUGCUAUUUUGUCUUAAUGGUGCAUCACCAAGGUCUCAGCCUGAGGUAAAAGGGCCUCUCUUCUCAGGGAGAGCUAGAGGCCUUACAAUUCUUGGUUCAGUGGGAGACAGAAGCCAUUUGAUUUGAGGGCUGGUCUAACAGAACUUUUAAAGGACUUCUCACUUCUCUGUUUUAUCUCUUCCAUUGUACUUGACUAUUUGUGAGGUAAGAUGGGUCAGGUUACAACUUACAACUUCUGUUCUAAUCCCUCAUUAUUCAGUACCUUUCCCAGUGAUUUCUUUUCAUUAUUUCUUGCUUUAUAAAAUGUUAUGUUGGUGAAGCAGAACUUCUGGUGGGUUGUUUUCUGGUUUGUUAGAGUUUUAAUUUGAGACCAAGUCUGAAGCUGGCACUCUGGGUAGAGUGCCAAGGCAUCAUAGCUCACAGCAACCUCAAACUCUUGG